Capronia coronata CBS 617.96 is the source of this 2412-nucleotide messenger RNA. RefSeq lists its product as uncharacterized. The coding region runs from base 1 to 2412 and encodes 803 amino acids. Gene Ontology annotation, cellular component: chromatin. Gene Ontology annotation, biological process: regulation of transcription by RNA polymerase II; DNA-templated transcription. The record is from RefSeq and is a predicted model, not a curated record. The transcript has a single exon. Gene Ontology annotation, molecular function: zinc ion binding; RNA polymerase II cis-regulatory region sequence-specific DNA binding; DNA-binding transcription factor activity, RNA polymerase II-specific. Lineage: Eukaryota; Fungi; Ascomycota; Eurotiomycetes; Chaetothyriales; Herpotrichiellaceae.
AUGUCGUCCGGGGCGCGAGUCCAGUGUCCGAUUUGUCCAAAGACGUACGGUCGCCUGGAUCAUUUACAUCGACACCUGGCAAACCAUGUGCCAUGGCGUACCUUCGUCUGCGACACCUGCAAUAAAGCAUUCAAGCGCAAGGAUGUCCUGCGUCGACAUUCGAUCAUGUGUCAUGCUCACGCUGGCAACGACGACGACCAGACAAGUGCUCCGGCGAGGGCGAGGACUAAUCGGACCGCUUGCGACCGGUGUGCCAGGUUGAAGCGAGCUUGCGAUUCGAGGCAGCCCUGCAGCAAUUGCACUGCGAAAAAGGAACUUUGCUCUUACGCCUGGUUCUGGGGUGGCCUGCCCAAAAGUGGCCCUCAACAUGCGCUGGAAGCAGGAAACGGAAGUGAAUGUAGCACACCGGCGAUUUCGGUUCCUUCUCCCCACACGGGCACACUACAAACCACCUGGUCUGAGAGACGAACACAACCACACUCUUUUCCAAAGAACUGCAGAAAGGAAACUCACCUGUCUCCGGACUCGCUCAAUCUUACGCCCGACGGAUUGGACCUGUGGUGGGCGGCCACGGAUGUAUCAUUCCAAGACAACGACUUCACAACUCUUGCUGUGGGAAGCGAUUGUGUUGGAAUCGACUAUGGCUAUGUGGAGUCCUUCAGCUUCUUCAUCCGGGCUACGAGGAAUGGCGAAGGCCUGGGCCGGACUUUUGUAGCCGACACCGAGUCAUUGAGAGAGACUCUCUCAGAGCCCUCUUUGUCUGGAAAGGAUUCGGAUGGCUUGAGCGAAAUGGAAGAAUACGGUGGUUCAUUGCCUUACAAAACCCCGUACCGGCCUCAAGGAAUGCAAAUAUUCUCAGAGACAUAUUGGGAUGAUUCAGCGGACUCUGCCUCCCCCAUCAACCCUGGCUGGUCAGCCGAACUUCCUCCCAAGUUCAUUCCCACUCCUCAAUGUGUUGUGGAUGGUUCCGAAUUUCAAGAUUCUUCCAUUCAGGGAAUGCGACCCACAGCUGCCGAAGCUGCACAUUCGGGGCGAUUCGGCACAGACUGCGAACAGAAUCAUCGCCACCUGGCAAUCAAGUCACACCAGAUUUUCACAGCGAUCAGAAGGAAGUCACUGAGUGGCGAGGGUGCGGGAUGCUUCGAGGGAACCGGAGCGGACGAUUGGUCACCAUUCGUCGAGCGUGAAUGCGUGGACUUCUUCCGUCCGGCGAAUCUGCACCGCUUCCUUCAGUAUUUCUGGACUCUCUGGUAUCCGAACUGUCCAACGAUCCACAAGCCAACCUUUGAUGCCACAACCGCCCCUCAUCAGUUACUCGCUGCAAUGGCCCUGAUUGGCGCAACCCUGUCGCCACAUGCCAAUGACAACUUCCGGGCCAAGAUGUGGUUCGAUAUCGUGGAGAAAAUCGUCUUUUCCGACGAAACAACCUACAACCUCGAGGAGGGGAGUUGCACUCCCUGUCCCCCGCACAGGCUAGAGGCCAGGCUCCGUGCCCUCCAGGCCUCUUAUGCAGUGUGCCUGUAUCAGAAUUGGGACGGUCGGAAUGCCGCCAAAGGGAGGAUCCGGAGGCAGAGAUACAGCAUGGUAAUCUCAGUUGCACGCGAUUUGAUGUGUUAUGCCAAUCAUGCCGAACUGGAUCGCUUGGAUCUGCACGGCUUCUCCUGGGAGCAAUUCCUGUUGAGAGAGGAGGUGAUUCGGUCGAUUAUGUAUGUCUUCCUACUCGACACAGCUUUCAUCAUCUUCAACAACUCCCCCCCAAGGAUGGUGCUCCGAGAAAUGACGAAUGACCUGGCUUGCCCCGAACCUUGCUUUCAAGCGUCAGCCGCAGUUGACUGCUUCCAUAAAAUUCAGCAAUGGAUUUCUCAUCCGCUAUAUAAGAAGGGCGUUCCCUUCCAUGCGGCCGUCCGCAGUUUGCGGCAAGAGACUCUUGACGAAGGCACCAAAGCGUACCUUUGCCAAUGCGGUGUCCUCAAUCUUUGGACGAUUGUGUCGUCCUUUCACAGUCUUCUUUUCAACAUUGACCCAGGCUUUGGCUCGGAAGCACAGUUCGAGACGCUGAGAAUCGCCAUAAACAACUGGAGGACCGUGUGGAAUCUACGCUCUGAAGCUGGCUUCUCGGACUGCUAUGGCACCCACGACUCCUGGACCCCUCAUUGUAUGACAGAACCUGAAAUCCCAUGGAAGAGGAUCGGAUUUUACAGGAACGCUUUCGAGUAUUGGUUGCUCGCGCGAGUGAAACUGGAAAAGCUGGAGUCCUCUCGACCAAGCACCGAGGCCGAGGAAAGCCUGUUGGGACGUGAAAAUUACCUGGGGACAGAGGUCGCUGCGAUUCUGUCCAAGUUCGAUGAGACUAGCAUGGAUCAGGUGAACGACUUGGUUACCAGCUUCCAAUCGCUAAGAAUGCAUGAAUAA